Messenger RNA from Coregonus clupeaformis (lake whitefish), 5364 nucleotides. RefSeq lists its product as uncharacterized. Bases 1625 to 2551 code for a protein of 308 amino acids. Gene Ontology annotation, cellular component: centrosome. The record is from RefSeq and is a predicted model, not a curated record. The transcript is spliced from 8 exons. NCBI's taxonomy places the organism in Eukaryota, Metazoa, Chordata, Actinopteri, Salmoniformes, Salmonidae.
UACUUAUAGGGUAUAGGGUGCCAUUUGGUAUGCAAACCAUGUCACGUCCAUUGGUAUUGUAUUGAUUAUGGGGCAUGCGGGGGAUGGAACGGUGGGCUAGAUUCUAGAAUAAGGGCAGGGCAUUGUAGCCUAGAAGUGUGUUGUGUUUCACGGUGGGUCUGUGUUUUUAUUGAUAGACGCUGUGUGAAUUGAAACGGUGAGUGGGAGAGCGCCUGUUUUUAACAAGGUUAGCAAGGUUCAAAUCAAUAAAACACCCCUCGCAUUGACCAAUUUAUAAAAUUAGUAAGCAAAGAAAAUACUACUUCUAUUCUUGAUUCUAUGAAUAAUUUAUCCAUAAACUAGGCCCAUUGCUCCUGAACAAAAGCCGUUCUUGUGUUUUCUGGCACAAACCGAACCUCACAUAGAUUCAGUACCAUGGACAGCUAAAGGAGAGAUUAUUUUCAACGCCGCGAAAUCCAGCCUUUGAUUCCGAUUCCAUUGUGACAAGAGAAGGUGACAUGCUCUGAUGUAAUCAACAAGGCAUGAUUGUACUGCCUCAAACCUGUACGGACAGCAAAGAACAUCUCAGCGACAGCGAGGCCUCGGUUUCAUACAACUCUGACAGUUCUUUCCGAUCUAAACCUAACAAUGGCGUUGCCGUUGUGAACAUAAGGUCGGUAGGCCUCUUCGCGCUGAAGUACAUUACCCCCUUGACACAAUUUAUUCUGGGUCAGUCUAUGAUGUCUUGUGGAGAAAAACAACACAUAGGCCUGCAUGUGAAACGAACAUACAAUUAGAACGUACUGUAGUCAGUUGUGUGCGAAUGUUUAAUAACAUAAAUAGAACGAAUUAAAUGUAUAGUAUUCUAGCUAUGUGUGUAUUCUAUCAUUCUAAUGUUAUGUGGCCAAUGCAGGUGAGUGUAGCCCUACAUAAAUAAAAGCACGGAUAAUGAAGUCUAUACAGUGUGACAUAUGGCCUGGGUAUUUAAUGCAAUUUUACAGUUUACAGGUGUGUUUGUGUGUCUGUGUCUGUGUGUGUGUCUGUGCGUGCAUGGAGGAACACGAGUAGCCAUGCAGUAAUCAGAGCCCACCUCUGUCACUGAACCUAUCUGUUGUCGUUAGACACGGCCUCAUGCUAACCUGUUUGGGUUUCAGGCUUUGUGAAGCUGGUCAUUCUUCUCGAUGCUGCUUCACUGAGCUGUGACGCUGUAAUAUUAUCCCUGGGGAGACUUGGCUCUGUAUUCUCAGCACUGAUUGCUCUAGCUGGAAUUGAUCAAUUAGCGUAAUUCAUUAUUUGACACUAUUAUUCAUUACAUUUCCAUAGGUCUCUACAUGAUAGUCGCGGACUAAUACAUUGUUGACAGUUUUGUAUACAGGAUCUACUAACAGGCCUCUUGGCAGACAUGGGACAUUAUAAGAAAUGGAUGAAGGUAAAUCUCUGAUAGUUUGCAGACAGUGCUCAAGUAUUUAUCUCACAGUAGUAACUUCCUGUAUCAUACAGGUCCUGCUGAGAGCACAGACACAGAGACCAAGCCUGUGUGCUUCUCAGGCAGCCCUGGAGCUGGCCUAGACAGUGGAUAGGGUGUCACUAACCCAGAUCCUGUUGCGGACGCUAGCCUACUGUUGAAGACAACGUCAUCGUCACUAUGACCAGCCUAGGGAUUCAGCAACGUCCCACUGUCCACAGACACAUAGGGAGGAGUCCCUUACUCCUGUCUCACAAACAGAGGUCCUCCUCCUCCUUGCCCCUCCUGAAACGCCUGCACCAGGCCAGGGGGGUUUACCCUGUCUCUGUGCCCCAGAAAGACCCGCCAUCGCUGGAUGACUACUUCUCCCUCCUCCAGCGACUGAAAGAGGAGACUUACAUGUACAAACAGAACAAGGAGCUGAAACACGUACAGAGCAGGAGGCCACCACCACGGUGUAAGCAGCAGCCUCACUCUCCACCUCUGCCCAGUCCUCUUCCCAGAGGCCCUAGCAGCCGAGUCCCACCACUUCCCAGAGUACCCAGUAACAGCAGGGUCAUCCCGUUGGGUCGCCCUCAUCGUAGACUGAGCCAGCACUCCAGCCACAAGAUGGCGUCCUCCUCCUCCUCCCAGAAGGGUAAACACACCCCGGCCGUCAUCAAGGGCCAUCGCCACUUAAGCUACGGAGGAGCCGUCCCACCUGAGAACAUCACCGUUCAACAGUUUUAUGACCUUACGCCUACCAAGAAAAGUAACGUCCGCCUCAACGACCAGCUUAUUCCAAAACCAACGGACAUCAACAUCGCAGAGCUAAUGAUAAAGGUUCCGAUUCCAAAGGAACAUCCGUAUCAGGCCCACAUCUCCCACUUCGCCCUGUUCCCAACGUUCCGCUCACCAGACGACCCCGACACAGGCGUGAGAGCUGCGUCCCUACGACCCCUGAACCCUCUCGUCCCGGCCUCUGCUCCAGAGGUCAUCGUGCUGAGAAAGACAAAAAGUGGUGUUUAUACAGGUCUCUCUGUGUGUGUGUGUGUGUGUGUGUGUGUGUGUCUGCGUGCUGGCCUGUGUAAGGUCACACACACAAGCACAAGCCUCAUUCCCAGAUGAAGUGUCUUGUCUUCAAUCACAGGGGGUCCUCUUCGUCAUGAGGUACUGGAGACACCCAUGACAACCAGGAAGAAAACUAUCUCAUGGCCAGGACAUCAUGGCUUCCUGGAUCACCCUGAGGCCCAGACCCAGGCAUUCUACCCUAAGGGCCAGAAGACAGUGUUUCCCAACCCUACCCUGCGUGACUGGAACGUCACACUGUCUGAACCAACAGCCAACAUGCUCCGCAACGUAGAGAAGUCCCACUGGGUCACCUCCUACCAGCUUCACUACACGGGAACUGGGCCUACUAAUCCCUUGAGGUUGGAUGACUUCCUUGAGAACCCCAUUGACAUGAUCACUGGGAAGAUGACUCCCUACACAACACAUCUGAGGGAGCGAUCCUACCCCGUCCUGGUGCCCUCUUAACCACGAGACGGGCGCAAGGCCAGAAUACGCCAGGGCCGUCGUACUGUGGAGAGCACCUACCACCCUCCUGUCACUGCCCCAGCAGCAGAGUCCCUCAACGCAGACCAGACCUACACACAGAAUCACCCUGCUGUGCCUCUGGGAACCAUGUCUGGUCACCAUGGUCAUCAGGGGAUACAGGGGAACCACUCUCCUUAGGAUGGCCACUCAGAGCUCAGUCUAGCCAGGCCUGCGGCUGUAGAUGUGUCUGAGCCUGAGCCUGCUCAGGUGUCUGGGUAUGUGUUCCCUAGUCACCACCUUCAAGAUCAAGGCUCCAGGUGUGAGAGGUGUGGGGAGGAGAGGUGUGAGUGCCAGGUCAUGGAGGCCAGAGAGGGGCUCCACCACCCAGGGCCAGGGGCAUCAGACCCCCAGCAGAGCAGCCAGGCUCCCAGAGCCUUCCUGGAGAAGGGAGCGGUGGAGAAGGUCACAGACAUGGAGAGCUCUCUGGCAUUGUGCAGCCGCCAGCUUUCCCAUCCUCCCCUGAAUGAGACCACAGAGGUUACCAAAGAGAAUAACCCCCAGAGUGAGGUAUACUACGAGGACGUUCCUAGCAGCAAGAAGCAGAGCUACACAGAAUCAGGGGGUAACCCGUUCAGCCUGAGCCAGCCAGCGUCAGCAUUGGCUACUAACAACACAGGGGCGGCAUAUGAAUCUGAGACUGCUGCUGAUCUGGUCUCUCCCAACAUCCGUAACUGGCGCUCAAGCGGGAAUUUAGUUCUGGGUUCUGAGUCGACUGCCAAUCAGACCCUUGAAGAACAGGAUCAGGAGUGGCAUAACAGAGAGAUCCCCAUCCCUCGCAGUAUCUCCAACCCCUGUAUCCAACCCCGUCCCCAUGCCUUGCCUUCCACCCACCCAGGGGAGAGGGGCAGGGGCCGGUGCCAGUUGGCCCUGCUGGAGCUCCAGGGGACUCCUUCAGUAAGUCGGAGGUCCACCGCCUCUUCCACAGCUCCCUCCAGGGGGGCACGGUCAACCUGCAGGACAAUGUACACACCGGGAGAAAGCACCGCUUCUACGGCUUCAACUCCUACUAUUUCCACAACUGAGCACUGUAAUGUAGGCCUACCACUAUGCCCACAGUCUGUAGGGAGUGGAAGACAUCAGAGGGCUUAGUGAGUUGGAUGGGUCUAAGGUCUACAAUGUUAUCUCUUCAUGAUGGUAAAUCCAAACAUAUACUGUAGCUUACUCAAAGCUGCUGACAUGUUUUGCUUAUUAUAUCUAUCUUUCCAUGUGCAGAUCUUUCAAAUAAAAUCAUCCAGAAUUAGUUUGCAUGCUUUGAGUGUAUGUGUCACAAUUCAUGACACAAUUAAGAGAUGGAAUGACAGGUGAACACAUGAAAGAUGGAAUGACAGGUGAACACAUGAAAGGGACACAUUUUAUGGUCCAUUAAAAAGUGUAAAGAAAUCUACAGUUGAAUUACUAUCUGGGGUAUAGGAGUCCACCUCAGACAAUAUUCUUUGAUGUGUAGCCAGAUACAGACCCAUAUACAGAAUCCAUAUUUUCACACUACAAGUGCUGCAUUGACCUUCUGUCCAGCAGCAGCAUCUGAGAGAGAAAAAUACCUUUUCACCUCCAACACCAUGUGUUAGCAGUCAGCCAGUCAGAUUGGCUUAACAGCUUGACACAAAAGACUGUUCUGUGUUCCAUGCCAGUGAGUCAUCCUGGAGCGGAAUGUCCUUGAGCGUUCUACAGCAAUUUGUCAUUCCAUCUUUCUCGGCAACAUGCUCUCUAAGAAAUGAUGCUCAGAGUACAGGAGGGAUCUGGAGGGAUCUACUUGAUCACUGAUCAUGUACUGAUGUUAAUUCAAAUAAAACCCAUAAUAGUUAUGAAUUAUAGUUUUAUAAGAUUGCAUGUGAAAUAACUUUAAAUCUCUUGAAGUUGUUUUAUCUAGAUCAUAGGCUAUAUUUGUAGUGCCAAUUCACUGUCUAAAUCACUUUCAUUCACAUAGAAAAUAUAGAGAUUGUUUUUAAUAGGUUUAUGACCAUAAUGUCCUCCAAUGACAGCAACAUCUUCUCCGAUACAUCAGUGGUUCUGAUACCAUUUGUCCAGUAGAUGGCACUGUAGGUCAGCAUUUCCCAACUGUCUCUGGUCUUUAGAACUGUGGGUAGUUUCUCGAAGCAUCUCAUAGGAUGCUCAGCUGACCUCAGACAAGUGACCUUUGACCCCACUAUCUCAGAACAACACUGUAGGCCUAAGGCACUAAGAAGAUUGAAAUGCAUAUUCCCAUGAAACUGAUUGAAAUCAAAUGGUUGGCAUGCAGAUACUGCACGGAUGUUUCACUGGUAAAACUUGGAGAAUUAUCAUUCACAAUUGACAGUGAGAAAUGUGAAGGGAGGGUGACCGCAAAACUGUGUGAGUAAAGUAGAAGU